Hyaloscypha bicolor E is the source of this 6037-nucleotide messenger RNA. Its product is annotated as P-loop containing nucleoside triphosphate hydrolase protein. The transcript has 6 exons. The record is from RefSeq and is a predicted model, not a curated record. Gene Ontology annotation, cellular component: cytoplasm. NCBI's taxonomy places the organism in Eukaryota, Fungi, Ascomycota, Leotiomycetes, Helotiales, Hyaloscyphaceae. Bases 149 to 5701 code for a protein of 1850 amino acids. Gene Ontology annotation, molecular function: ATP binding; nucleic acid binding.
CUCAAAUUGAAUCAACGCCUACAAGAUCCCAACGCGUCUUGAACUUCCUUUUUCUGGAAAAAGUGGCUUACGAGGACCUUCUCUGACAGUUAACCAACAGCAGAACUGACAAGUAGGGAAAAGUAAUACAACGUCCGAACACGCCACUAUGGCGGGGCAUGAUGACCAGGAUGCCCCGCGAGGCUCCAACGUCAUACUCAGUUGGUACGACAGAACCCGGCCGAUGUUCAUCGACCUGGUUGGCGAUUAUGCGGGCAAAGAGCUUUUUCUAGUUGAGGGCGACUCGCUGCUCAGAGUAUGCUUCGAAGACGAGCGAAUUGAUUUCGAAGAUGGAUUUCAAUUGCUUCAUGCAGUUUAUGUUGCCGAGCGAUUUCUGGAGAAUCUGGUCAAGCGCCACUGCCAGUUCCACAUCGCGUUUUUUGAAGAAAAUGCCGAGCUCUGCAUGCCUCCUGGAACGGCGGGUACUCGUAGAUCUCGAUACCUCUUGGCCCGGUCCAUCAUCAAACGCCAUUUGGCGGUCCACCUUCCGGAUGCGCACCCCAACUUGCAAGUCAACGUAUUUUCCUCAUUGAAGUGUUCCGAGUUCCAGGAGUAUCUCCGUUUGUGCCCCAUCCAUUUCGUGAUGGCUCAUGAUGGAUCACCUAAGUCGAUUACAUCAGCCCCUGCUGUUAAUCAUCUCGAUGCCGAUAUCAUGCCAGCGGAUGACGACGAGAAAUGGACCAAAAUUCUUUUGCGUGGAAUGAUUCGAAGCUUCAACGUCCACCGGUUUAACGUAGCUUUGAUCAAUCGAAUCGAAUUCCGAGACUCGAAAGCUUUCACGAUGAUUGUUGAAAGCUUUAUUCCGCGCAGACAGACAAAACUUACCGUGGAUAUCGAAUUCGCCGAUGCGAUCAAGGAAGCUAAAGAGCUAUUAGAGAAAUCUUGGGAGACAUCAGAUAUUGAGGCAUCGUUCGAGGACCAAGAUCUGGAAAAAGUAUCUGAAGCCUUUUCCGAAGAAGACUUGAAUGAGAGUUACUGCUUGGUGACAUACGCAGUGUCAAAGAUUCUGAAACAGCAAGAAUGUGACGCCUUCUUGGCCUCCGCAUUUGUAUUGCACAGCGUCAUUAUCAAGCAUAUCCCUCUCUCUCAGCGCAGACUACCUCUGAUUACAUUCGACGAAGAGUUCGAGGAGCAGAUCGAAUCAUUUUUGGAGGCGAUCUCGGAAGUGUGUCGAAAUGCGGUAGAAGACAAGAGAUGGAAUGAGCUCAUGUCGAAUGAAGAGUUUGAUUGCGACUCUAUUGACCUUAUUGAUGGUCGGCUAUUCCGAGCCGUUAUGCAGGCCAUGUGCGACAAUUCGCUCCAUGGUGUGGUUCCUCGAGCGGCUCAACCCGACUGGGCCCUUCUCUCUGGUCUCGUCGCGGAGCUCGGGGAUGAAACCCUCAGUCUUGCCGGAAGCAUAGAACCAGCAUUUUCAAAGUCUACGGCAGACAAGGCUGACUUUGAGGGUGAGGUAGAGGAGCUUACAGUCCUGCCCUUCACAAACUCAGUUUUUGACAAGCACUUAGAAUGCAUUCAUGUCAAGACUAAUGCAUCACUUGCUGUUCGUUUUGGUGCAAUGAAGAUCUAUAGGGAGACCACACAUUGGCACAACCAUAGGAAACCUCUCAACCCGAAAUAUGCCCCGGCGGCAAAGGUUUCCAAAUGGAGAAACCCCCUCCGCACAAAUCAAUUCUACAUGAAGGAGAUGACGACAUAUGCAGCCAGUUUGACUGGCGCAAAAGGAAAAGCCCUAGAACCUGAGACCCUCACUGUUGGAUCAAAGCGCCUUGUUAAAUUAGUGGAGGAAAAACCAGAGAAGGCAGCCGCCAAGUCGAGGAAGGACGAAGCUCAAGACACUCCGACGCAAAAUAAAUCCGGCGGAGGAAAGAAGGGAACGAAGAAGGCUGCAGCGGGGCUUUCAAAGAAGGAGCAAAUGAUCGCAGAUAACAAGGAGAGGAAAGGAUCUUCCGAGUCAGAUAAGGCGUUCACUGCCUGGAGUACAAUCAUGAAGGGUCUUGAUGUCAUUUCGGAUGACCAGGACAGAUACCUGAGGACAGUCGACUAUUUUAAUGCCUUGGACUCGGCGAAAACGGCAUUCCUCGAGGCUGACAUCCAUACUUACAUGAUCCAAUCUCUCUUGAAUUGGUGGGCUAUGUACUGCAAAGUCAACAAGAAAGCUGAAGGAUACUUUGUUGUGGCUCUAAUCUGGACCACGUUCAGAGCAAUCUGCACCUCGACCUCGCCAAUCUCAAAAGAAAACAUACAGCACGUCACAAAAUUGUGUACGCUUUUGGGCAUCACGAAUGCAUUAACGUCUUUCGAUUCGACCCCCAUCGACCGGAAGCUGUCAUUUGUCUUCAAAUAUCCACCCUCGGCGCAGGACCUUCGAAUUGAUAUUUCACAGACGGAGCUUCAGCUGAAUUACUGUGGCCCAUAUAUGGACCGAAUGCUAGAUGCUAAACCUGAUCCACGAGUGUCAAGUUUUGUCCCUGACGGAUGGCAACGCGAUGUUCUCGACCAAUUGGAUGCUAACAAGAGUGUGUUCGUCGUCGCUCCUACUUCCGCAGGAAAGACCUUCAUAUCUUUCUACGCCAUGGAACAAGUGUUAAGAGCUGACAACGAUGGGGUUUUGGUUUAUGUUGCGCCGACGAAGGCACUGGUCAACCAAAUUGCUGCCGAAAUCCAGGGUCGCUUUUCGAAGAAAUUUCCGGUUCCCGGCAAAGGCGUCUGGGCCAUACACACCAGAGAUUACCGUGUCAACAACUCUACGGGUUGCCAGAUUCUUGUAACAGUUCCACAUAUUCUUCAAAUCAUGCUUCUAUCCCCCAGCAAUGCGAAGUCUUGGGCACCGAGAGUACGACGAAUCAUCUUUGACGAAAUCCAUUCCAUUGGAAAUUCUGAGGAUGGUGUUGUAUGGGAGCAGCUUCUCCUACUUGCUCCAUGUCCAAUCGUUGCCCUGUCUGCAACCGUCGGCAACCCGGAGCAGUUCAACGACUGGCUUAAGGAUACGCAAAAGGCUCUGGGAUCUGACUUGAAGAUGAUCCAACACUCAACCCGUUACAGCGAUCUCCGAAAAUACAUGUAUGAGCCUCCCAAGGUGUUCCAAUUCUCUGGGCUUGGCAAGUCAUAUGGUGUAGGUCUUGGACUUGAUGGGUUGCUCGGCUUUGAUGCAUUCCAUCCUGCGUCAAGUCUCGUUGACAAAUCUCGGGGGAUGCCAGAUGACUUAGCUCUCGAGCCUCGAGACUGCCUCUCGCUUUGGAAGGCCAUGUGCAAAUUCCAGAAUUCUGAAUAUCAGGUUCCGGAAUCGUUGAAUCCUGAGAAGGCGCUCCCAGCUUGCAUUCGGAAGGCCGAUAUAUUCAAGUGGGAGAAAGCCCUCAAGAAGUUGCUUUUGCAAUGGUUGGCAGACAAAAAUUCCCCGAUCGAUAAAGUUGUCAAGGAAUUGACACCUACGACAAGCACACUGAAGCUUUUGACCUCAGACAAGGCACUAUCUAGCAAUUCUUCGGCAAGCGAUGGCGAGUACAUUGACCCGUACGACUUGAAAUCCACAACUUUGCCCUUGUUGUAUCAACUCCAUAAGCGCCGAGCCCUGCCAGCGAUUCUCUUCAAUUAUGACAGAAGCCAGUGCGAAAGAAUUGCGGAGUCCGUGCUAAAACAACUCGUCGCGGCCGAGACUCUGUGGAAGGAGGGUCCACAGUGGAAGAAGUUGAUGGAAGGGUACGAAAAGUACAAAGAACAGAAAGACAAGAAGUCUAGGAAACCUACAAAGCCUGCGAAGAAGACGAAAGGCGAAGAUGAUGAGGGAGGCUCCAAGGUUGACCGGAUGCGCGAAGAAUCAUCCGACGGGGCCUCUGCGUUUGAUCUUUUCGACCCGGAGGCGCCUCAAGAAGAUUUCAGCUUCGCCAAUCCAAAAGCGCUCCAGAAAGCUGAAUUGGAUGAAUACAUUCGUGCCCUCCGAUGGAAGAACGUGAAAGAGGACUUACUUGACUUGUUACGGAGAGGAAUCGGUGUGCAUCACGCUGGUAUGAAUCGAAAAUAUCGACAAUGUGUGGAAAUGCUGUUCCGGAGAGGAUUCUUAAGAGUUGUCAUCGCAACCGGAACUCUCAGUCUUGGUAUCAAUAUGCCGUGCGCUACUGUUGUCUUCUGUGGCAACUCGGUGUACCUGACAGCACUGAAUUUCCGCCAGGCUGCCGGUCGAUCCGGGCGUCGUGGUUUUGACCUUCUUGGUAACGUGGUCUUCCAAGGCAUCUCAAGAGAGCGUGCCAGCCGUCUCUUAAGUUCCAGACUCCCGGAGCUAACAGGACAUUUCCCAAUCACCACAACCUUGGUCCUGCGACUCUUCACCUUGCUGCACGACUCAAAGAGCUCUCCGUAUGCGGUCCGGGCUGUCAACUCGCUGCUUUCUCAGCCCAGGCUUUAUCUGGGUGGACAGAGCUUCAAAGAACAAGUCUUGCAUCAUCUUCGAUUUUCAAUUGAGUAUCUUCGCAGAAAUGAGCUGCUUGGUCCCGCUGGAGAGCCGGUGAACUUCACCAGUUGUGUCUCGCAUUUGUAUUACACGGAAAACUCUAGUUUCGCUUUCCAUGCACUCCUCAAAGGAGGAUAUUUCCACAAGCUUUGCGCUGAUAUCGAUACCAAGACAAGCAUCGUCCUUGACAAGUUGAUCUUGGUUCUCUGUCAUCUGUUUGGACGCCGAGUAUGCCGCGAAGUUGAUAAUCCGGAAGAAGCCGAAAUGAUCAAACGUUCUCCUUCGGUCGUCUACCUCAAGCCGAUGCCCGAAGAUGCUGCCAAAAUCCUUCGAAAGCAUAAUGCAGACACUCUCGACGUUUUCACCACCUAUGUCAAGACUUUUGCUGCUCAGCACCUCAAGGAAGAAGAACGUUACCUUCCUCUGACGCACAUCCCGGUCGGAUUCGUCCCACCUUCUGCGAAUGGGAAGGCCAACGGUCACGCCGUACCAAAUGGAGGUGCUCAUCCUGCGAAGCCUGCCAAGGAUAACGAAAAUUUCGAGUUUCUUCCAAGUCUACCUGUCCCACAUGCUAGAUCAACUUUCGUUGCUUUGUCAGGCUUGGGUGAUGAGUUUACGACGAUCGAUGACCUUUGUUCUUCCACUCGCGAGGGCGUAUUUCUCGAAUCGGCCGUCAUACCGCAUCUGGAGCUCCAUCCAGACGAGUGCAGAACCCCACUCAAUGCUUACAUAUUGGAUUUCUACAUGCAUGGAUCCCUUGAUCCAUUGGAAAAGGCUAAUGGUAUUCGCAAGGCAGAUGUAUGGUUUCUAUUGAACGACUUUUCCAUGGUCCUCGCUACCAUCGUGACCUCAAUCGCUCUCCACCUUGGUCUUGGAAACGAUACAGAUCCCGAGAUGCUCGAUGUAAUGGGCGCUGGUGACGCAGCUGAGAACGAAGCCGACGAAAAGGUUGCCGCCACAAUCAUACCCGAUGCUCUUGCAACCUCAGCCGCUACUGCUCAGGUUGCAACCCCGAUCCGAAAGAGCAAGAAAGUCGUCGAUGAUUGGGAUGCAGGCGAAGAUGCCCUGGUUGCUCAAGAGGAUUAUUUGAAGAGCGAGGGCUUGAAUGGAACAGGUGCGACUGACGAUGAGGAGUAUGAUAAGUUGAUGAAUGUCUAUAAGGCAUUCAGGCAGCUGAAAAGUGCAUUUGAUGAGAAGUUCCACGCUAUUUUCGCUUAGACUGGAUCUGGAUAUGGCGGUGUUGGAUGGAGGUUAAUAGACAUCAGGUGCUUUUGAUUGAGUCUGUUUCUUGGGCACUGUUUGGAAUAGAGCUAAAAUAGCAUAGACUGGUAGACGAAUUGAUGAUUGUUACUAUAUCAGCCCUGGGAGAAAGCCCACCCGUCGCAAAGAUGAGUUCACGAGUAUUUAGUAUUGUUUUCAAUCUUGCGAUAAUCAAUUGAAGUACAGUGACCAUCCUCUGCACAGUUAACCCAAUUCCAGAAAACAUCAAGAAAAUGAAACUGCGUUUAACGUCCAGAAACAGAACACCAGAGUAAAUACAGGAACUCCAUUCUC